AUGGAUAGUGCACAAGAAAUUGAAUUAUCUGCCCUGGCUCGCCAGAAACCAAUGAACGAAGUAAUAGAUUGGGGGAAUUCACCUGUGCAGCUGUUUUACGAAGGUGCUAAGGUGUUCAUAACUGGUGGGUCCGGCUUCAUUGGGAAACAACUAAUUGAGAAGCUGUUCAGAUCAUGCGCCAUAGACAAACUGUACUUGCUUAUACGUCCGAAAAAAUCGAUGACUAUUCAAGAAAGACUCAAUCAGAUGUUACAAAACCCAGUGUACGAUCUAUUACGAACGAAAAAACCGGAGUUUGCUGACAAAAUUAUCCCAGUUGAAGGAAAUGUUAAUGAUAUCAGACUGGGGCUUAGCGAAAAAGACUGGAGUAUGCUCACAGACGAGGUAAAUAUCAUAUUUCAUGUUGCUGCUACUGUACGCUUCGAUGAACCACUACGUAAAGCGACACUUACUAACAUCCGGAGUACUAGGGAGGCACUGGAACUGGCCCGAAAUUGCAAAAACCUAAAAAAGUUUAUUCACAUAUCGACAGCAUUUUCAUUUGCAACCCAAGAUCGGUCUGGUAAAGACAUAUCCGAUCAGUUCUAUCCAUGCCCGGUACCUCCUGACACAAUGAUAUCUCUAGCUGAGAAUAUUGACGAAAAUAAACUGGAUAAUAUAACAAACAACAUGAUCCAAGGCUGGCCGAAUACAUACACGUUCACGAAAUGUAUUGCCGAGGAGUUGGUAAGGACGAAAAGUGGAGAUUUGCCUGUAUGUAUCGUGAGACCUCCAGUAGUACUGCCAGCAUACUAUGAGCCAGCACCCGGUUGGUUAGAUGAGCAUACAAUUAUUGGACCCAGUGGAAUAUGCCUUUUAGGAGCUCUUGGUGCACUUCGUCUAUUCUGCACUGAUGUGAAUUCUACCUUAUCUAUUGCUCCUGUUGAUUAUGUGAACAACACUAUCAUAGCUGCUGCUUGGGACUCGUCAGAGAGGCGAAAAAAUGGCAAAACUGAAAUUCCCAUAUACACUAUUGCGAAAAAGUUACGAUAUGGUUUUAUAGGAGAAACGAUGCGCAAAGAGGAAAAGAGACUUGCCACUCCAAAAGCGGUUUGGAGAUAUGGUAUGCUGCAAGUGAAGAGUAGACUGCUAUAUCAUAUUCUCUCCUGGUUUCUCUUAUACAUACCAGCUUACAUCCUGGAUUUCGCCUGCUUUGUAAGCGGCAAGAAACCAAAACAAAUUUCCUCAUUCGUGGAUCUUUAUAAAAAAUUAGAGAAACUAUCUGUUGUAUAUGAAUAUUUUCUACAAAAGUCAUUUACUUUUAGAGAAGACAACGUUAAAACUAUGAUGAGCAGAAUGAAUGAUACUGACAGAGCUAUAUACAACUGCAAUCUAUCUGACGUUGACUUAGAAGAUUAUAUCCUAGUAUGGGGCAUUGGCCUUAGAAAAUAUAUCUUGAAAGACGGCCUCACAGGGACCAAAUCAGCACAUUGGUUUCAUUUUAAACCUAGAAGUAAGUAUCUAAAGAGACCUAACUCCUGUCUUAGUAUCGACGAUCUCCAAGCUUACGAUCUCUAA
This is a messenger RNA of Arctia plantaginis, 1557 nucleotides long. The record is from the annotation of a GenBank genome assembly. NCBI's taxonomy places the organism in Eukaryota, Metazoa, Arthropoda, Insecta, Lepidoptera, Erebidae.